Entamoeba nuttalli P19 is the source of this 594-nucleotide messenger RNA. RefSeq lists its product as hypothetical. The record is from RefSeq and is a predicted model, not a curated record. The transcript has a single exon. Bases 1 to 594 code for a protein of 197 amino acids. NCBI's taxonomy places the organism in Eukaryota, Evosea, Mastigamoebida, Endamoebidae.
AUGAAUCGUUUACCAAUAGUCCUUUGUUUUUUUGUUUGUUUAUCAACUGCUAAUUACACAAUAUUUAGUAAUGGAACAUUUAGAAAUAACUGGUAUGAAAAAGGUUCUAGUUGUUACGCUUCUCAAACAAGUCAAUAUAAUGGACAAUAUAUUCUCUAUACCCAAAUGGCAAGAGAUAAAUUUUUAAAUUUAUACUCAGACACACCAAUAAAAGAUUAUAAUUUUUUAACAUUUGCAAUUAAUUGGGAAGAUCAAUACUGCACUUUAAGAAUUGGAGUAGAACUUGGAACAGAAGGAUACCUUACUAGUUUUAGUUUUAAACCUGACGUUUUAGAACCACAAAAAUGGAAUAGAGUUGUUGUAGACAUAUCAUCACUUUAUUCUAAAGACAUUGACACAAUUAGAGUUAACAAAAAUGACCUUCGUGAUACGAAUAUCAUGUUUAAUGAUAUUAUGUUUACUAAUGAACCAUUACCCGCUGGUGUUUUUGAAUAUCCUAAACUACAAACUUCCUCUGAAGACUCUGAACUUAAAGAUUCUUCUGCUCUUAUUAUUAUGUCAUUAGCUGCUAUAAUAUUCACUAUCUUCUUUUAG